AUGGUGUCAUCUAAAAAGUCUGACUUAAGUUGCCAUCAACAGGGUUCACAGUCUCAUCAAGCCCCGAAAUCUCUUGCCAAAUCGGAUACAACUCCUUUUCCUGUUGCGAAGAUGGUGCCAGUACAAAUCCUAAAGAUGGCGCCAGUGAGUAAUGUGGAUCAACCUGCUGCUGUAACAUCUGUCUCCAGACUCCAGAUACCAUCCUACUCAGAGGGUUUAAAAACCAAUGAUCAAGAUAUGAACAAUAAUGUGGAGUUGGAUUUGGAAAAGAAUACUCAAGCCACUGUUAUGUGUAGUCAGAUUAACAAAGGCAAUAACAAUGCGGAGGCCAAAAUUGUUCCUGGUACUGCUAGUGUGACUGCUACUCUUCCUGUUGAGGAAAUAAAUAAGAUCAUCAACACUGUCCCUGAGACCUAUCAAUUUGCAGAUGCAAAAAGUAAUGAUGAUGAAAGAUCUGGAGCAAGAAGAAAUGAGGUUAUUAGGGAAGAAGAGCAGGAAGAGCUAAAUGCUGAAGCAAUUGUUCUUAGUACUACUACUACUACUACUACUACUGUGACACUAGUGUUCCUAAGCAACCAACAAGACCGAACACUAAGCACAGAGACAGAAAACCAAGCACAGAGGCAGAAAGUCGAAGCCAUAAGAAUUGAAGGAUACAACAAGUUUUCCCUUGUUGAAGAAUCAAAAAAUGAGCAGGAGCAGGACAUAGAGGCCAAGAGAGUAGAGGAACCUGCAACUACAACCGAAGAAAAACCUCAUGAAAGUGAGUCUGAUGCGUCUGAUGCACAAAGUAGUUCUGAGAAUGAGCAAGACAUAGAGGCCAAAAGAGUUAAGGAAUCUGCGAUUGCCAAGAAGAGAAGGCACAAGAAGAAAAGAAAGGCAGCUGCAACUGCAAGCACAUCUGAAGAACAACCUCAUAAAAGUGAAUCUGAGAAGGAGCAAGACGUAGAGACCAAAAGAGUUGAGGAAUCUGCAAUUACAACAGAAGAAAAACCUCAUGAGAGUUGGUUUGAUGCCGAAAGUAGUUGGGAGGAGCAAGACAUGGAGGCCAAAAGAGUUGAGGAAGCUGCAGCUGCCAAGAAGAAAACAGAGAAGAGGAAAAGGAAGAAAAGUAAGGCAGAGAAACGUAAUGAAAGUUGCCUAUCAAUUGGAAUACUUUCUUUGGCGUUGAUUAACUGCUUGGCUUGUUCGAGUAUGAUUUGCAUAACUAAUCAUUCAAAUGCUCAGCCUUCUUGA
This is a messenger RNA of Rosa rugosa (rugosa rose), 1236 nucleotides long. RefSeq lists its product as uncharacterized. The record is from RefSeq and is a predicted model, not a curated record. The coding region runs from base 1 to 1236 and encodes 411 amino acids. The transcript is spliced from 5 exons. Lineage: Eukaryota; Viridiplantae; Streptophyta; Magnoliopsida; Rosales; Rosaceae.